Pollicipes pollicipes is the source of this 1880-nucleotide messenger RNA. RefSeq names its product peptidyl-prolyl cis-trans isomerase sig-7. The transcript has 9 exons. Lineage: Eukaryota; Metazoa; Arthropoda; Thecostraca; Pollicipedomorpha; Pollicipedidae. The record is from RefSeq and is a predicted model, not a curated record. Gene Ontology annotation, biological process: protein peptidyl-prolyl isomerization. Gene Ontology annotation, molecular function: RNA binding; peptidyl-prolyl cis-trans isomerase activity. Gene Ontology annotation, cellular component: nucleus. Bases 112 to 1830 code for a protein of 572 amino acids.
UUACCUUUAUUAACUGCCCAUUUCUUCUUGGAACGUGUUUUUCGCGGUCCCCCGUGACCGGUGUUUCAAUGCAUUACUCGACCAGAGCGACUUGAGCUGCUCCAGGAUAUCAUGUCGGUCGUUAUUGAAACAACUGUCGGAGAUCUCACUGUGGACCUGUUCUUAAGGGAACGACCCAGAGCUUGUCAGAAUUUCUUGAAGCUGUGCAAGCUGAAGUACUACAACUUUUGCUUGUUCCACACCAUUCAGCGAGAUUUCAUUGCGCAAACUGGUGAUCCGGCAGGCACAGGAAAAGGAGGAACAAGCCUGUAUGGGAUACUUUAUGGUGACCAGGCCAGGUAUUUUGAGGCUGAAAAGAUGCCUAAGCUAAAACACCGGAAUACAGGAACACUAUCCUUUGCCAGCCAUGGAGGUCACAUGCUUGGCUCGCAGUUUUUCGUCACGCUGUCCGAAGAUCUCGAGUACCUGGACGACGAACACUGCGUCUUCGGCCAGGUGGUGGAGGGCCACGAUGUCCUGGUGAAGCUCAACAGCGCGAUAUGCGACGAAAAGUACCAGCCGUACCAGGACAUCCGCGUUACACACACAGUGAUACUGGACGACCCGCUGGAUGACCCGGAUGGGCUGGAGAUCCCCGACCGGUCGCCUCCGCUCACCGAUGACAUUCUCAAGUCGGGCCGCAUCGCGGCGGAUGAGGACCUGGACGAGGACGCCGGCCGCACGGCGGCAGAGCUGGACGAGAUGAUUCAGCAGCGCGAGGCGCAAGCGCGCGCCACCAUCCUGGAGAUGGUCGGCGACCUACCGGACGCCGACACGGCGCCGCCCGAGAACGUGCUGUUCAUCUGCAAGCUGAACCCGGUGACGACCGACGACGACCUGCAGGUCAUCUUCUCCCGCUUCGGCACCAUCGUCAGCUGCGAAAUCAUCCGCGACCAGAAGACGGGCAACUCACUGCAGUACGGCUUCAUCGAGUUUGACAACCCCAAGUCGUGCGAGAACGCCUACUUUAAGAUGGACAACGUGCUGAUCGACGACCGGCGCAUCCACGUCGACUUCUCGCAGUCGGUGUCGCGCGUCCAGUGGCGCGGCAAGGGCCGCGUCGUCUACCAAAACGGCACGAGCGCUAGCGAGUUCGCCAACUACGGCGGCGGUGGCGGCGGCGGCGGUCGGGCUCCCCGCGGUCCGGGUGGCGGUGGCGGUGGCCGGGGCGCACCCGGCGGCGACAGGCGCGGCCCGGACGACCGACACCGUGGACCGACUGGGGGCGGCCGCAGCGCGGCCGGACGGCACGGCGCGAGCAGCGGCCGGCGCGGCCGGGAGCCCGAGCAGUCUCGCCGGCUGGAGAGCGCGGCCGGACGGCUCGACGUCGGCCAGCUGAGGGCGCUCGUCGAGCGCCAGGACAGGAAACGAAGUGGUAACGACGGCUCCAAAGAACCUGCAAAGUCCAGCAAGAAGUCCAAAAAACAUAAAAAGCGAUCCCGGCAGGACAAUUCCUCCGACUCGGAAGCCUCCAGUGAUGCAGAGAAGCCUGCGGCGAAGUCCAAGCAUCGCGGUGUGCGGACGCGGUCCUCGAGCUCCGGUGGCUCCCGCAGUCCCCUCGCUGGGUCGAGUCGGGACAAAGAGCGCGCGAGAGGCGAUGGAAAAGCUCGAAGUGAAACGUCGCGGAAAAAGAAGAAACAUAAAGAGAAGGGGGGCGACUCUGGUAAGGGCAGUAAAAAGAAGCGAAAGAAGCACAGGCGACACAGCUCGACGAGUGGCUCGGACGGCACCUCCUCUUCGGAAGAAGGCGUUGGGAGUAGGGAGCGGACUAGAAAGAGGCAUAGGAAAUGAAUUUCACAAGCGUAUGACUCAUCUCAUCAAAUACACCGCUCCACGCCGUA